GCUCGUUCGUUCGUUCGGUCGGUCGGUCUUCUUCUUUCUGUUGGCUUUAUCAAGUUCGUCUUGGGCUAGCGGUUAGCCAACUUCUUGGCCUCCACAAUUCCACACACUGCAUUUCGCUGUCGCUUGCGGCGGCUUACUUGAUUCGCACACUUGCUAGCGUGCGCUUAUGCUUGAGUUUAACUGCCGCCCGUGGAUACGUUACUAUUUUUUUUUUUUUUUUUUCGCUGUAUUGCCUUGUGUGUUUUAUUUACGUUUACGUUUAGCUGUUCGCUUUUCAUUGCAUCGUGUGAAGCGCGCGCAUGCUUAACAACCUUUGCUUAGGCUUAGACAGUGUCAUAGACAACGAAGAAAAAGAAGGAGUAGAAGAAGAGGAGGAGGAGGUGGAGGUGGGAAAAGAAGACGGGACCAGAUUCUCAAGACCAAACCAAUUAAGAGCAAGCCGAAGCCAACUCGAAGCAUACCAAACCCCAAACAACAGCAACUGCAACAGCAACAACAAGUGCAACAACAACUGCAACAAAGAUAGCGCAGCAGGUGUUGGCAAACGGCAACGCGACCAAGUGGCAUCAUUUUGCGGUUGCCAGUUUGCCAGUGUUGCUAGGGAAACGGGAAAUUGGAAAAUCGGAAACAUGUUCUUGCAGAUGCAUCGACAACUGUUGCUGCCGCAAUUUGUGUGUCAUGCUGGUUGGGCAACCAGAACGGCAUUCGGCCUGGGCGUAUUCCUAGUAACAGUCGCAUCUGCAUCGGCUGCAUUGGGUACACCAUCAUCAUCAUCAUCACCAUCAUCAUCAUCAUCAUCAUCAUCUGCUGCUGCUGGCGGCGAGAGUACGAUGCAAAUCGAGAGAUUACAGGUGAAUUGCACGCGUGACCUGCUCGACAUGCAGUUAACAUUGAGUCGCACAUUCCGGGGAUUACUCUAUGCCAAAGACUUUCCGCUGGAGUGUCGGGCACGUGGACACGCUGAUGAUGACGCACAGAUCGCGCUGCGUGUGCCCACCUCGGGCUGCGGUGUCCGCGCCGAGCCGCUACCAGAUGGCGGCAUGGAAUACACCGUUCGCAUCAUGCUCCAGAUGGAACAGAAACUGCGCCAGAGCACCGAUAUUUUGCGCACGGUGCGCUGUCAACUGCCCGCCAAGGCGAUGGGAAUGCCACUACCCCUAAAUGGACGAGAUCGGAAUGCACGAAUGCGAGCCUUGGCUGUCGUUGCCUCAGCAUCCGCAUCCGCAUCGGCAUCCGCAUCUGGAACGGCAUCUGGGUCGGGUCAAAGGAUGGAUACGCCGCGUGUUCGCAUUUGGCUGGAAUUGGGUGGCCCCAAUGGCUCUGGAUCUGUGGAGGUGGGCGUGGCGACCACAUUAACGGUGCGCGCCAUUGUGCCUGGAACGAUUGGUGUGCGCGUCGUCGACUGUGCGGCACUCGAUGGCUUGGGCGAGUCGACGCAGCAGCUGCUCGACGCUCGCGGCUGUCCCAUUGACGAGCAGGUGAUGCCGGCGCUGCAUACCAGAUUUAAGCCGGCCGAGGAGGGCUGGUCGAAACAGCAUGAGGAAGAUCUGGUCGAGCGAACGUUUAUGGCCACAUUUCCCGCCUUCAAAUUUCCCGAUCGCGAGCGCCUGCACGUCAGCUGUGGCGUUCAGCUCUGCAAAGGGAAGUGCCCCAAUCUAAAUUGUCGCCUCGCCGAGCAGCAACUGCAGCUGAACGCCGAUCAGCACCUGGCGCGCAUCGAGGUGUUCAACUCACUGGCCGUGACAGCGCCACAAAUCGAAGUGGAUCGUCUGCGCUACGAUCGCCGCUAUAACAUGAGUAGUGUCGAUGAUUACGGUCCGAAUAUCCGGCCAUUGGCCGGCGAGGGCACACUGUGUCUGUCCAUCUCGAAGUUGGCUAUAUCUUUCUGCAUAUUGGGUUCGAUCUUUCUGAUUGCUGUGAUUGUGGCCAUCUUUUCGCUGAUUCGAACACGUCGUCGCCAGCAUGGGCGCUGUACUGGAUUGAGAUUGGGAUUGGGAUUGGCUGGCACCGCCACCAGCACAUCGAAUAGCAGCAGUCGGUUGCAUCGUGCCGAAAUAUGUACAUCAAUGUUUUCAUCUAGCAGUGAAUCGGCGCAAUCUGCGCCACGUUUCGGUGGCAAGUUUUUGAUGCCGUUGCCCUACUAUCCGACCACAUUGCCUUAUGGACGUGUCUAUUAACAUUUAAAUCUAAUUCUAAUCUAUCGAUUUAGUUUUCAUGUUUUUGGGCAUGUUUUUUUCGUACAACAAUUCUAUAUAGACUGAUGUGGCUUCAAUCUCAAAACAUUCAUAUUAUUCGUUUAACGAAUGCUCAACGAAAAUACCAAAAUAAUUUUUAACUGCACUUUUACAUUUAGUUGAAAGCGUCUUGAAAGCGUCUUAUCGUCCAAGACGCAUUUUGAUGCGCUUUCAUUGCAUACUUUUUUUUAGUAUUAAUUGGAGACAUAAAUUUAUUUUAUCUUAC
Molecule: messenger RNA, 2460 nt
Organism: Drosophila grimshawi
Lineage: Eukaryota; Metazoa; Arthropoda; Insecta; Diptera; Drosophilidae
Gene: cyr
Exons: 6
Coding region: 300-2177 (625 amino acids)
Source: RefSeq, a predicted model, not a curated record